Molecule: messenger RNA, 1352 nt
Organism: Funneliformis caledonium
Lineage: Eukaryota; Fungi; Glomeromycota; Glomeromycetes; Glomerales; Glomeraceae
Source: the annotation of a GenBank genome assembly
AUGGCAGCCGUGGAUGUUUCAAAUCAGCGAUUUUCAUAUGCCAAUCUUGCAAAAGUGAGCAUGAAAUCAUCGUUUGUAAACCGAUUAUCUGCGCCACCAGCUAUUGGAUGUUUUGACUUCGAAGAUGCAAACAAAGUUGAUCGAUUAGUUUUGAAUAAAUUUAUAUUAUAUGAGACUAAAACGAAUUAUUAUAUGGUGGGAUCUAAUCAAAGUGAUAACAGAUUCCGGAUAUUGAAAAUCGAUCGAACGACGCCUACAGAACUCACCGUGAUUGAGGAUGAUGUUAUCUAUUCUAAACAAGAAAUAACUGAUAUUUUAACAGUUCUUGAGGAAGGAAAUAGAGUCUCUGGAGGUUUAAACAAAGUUGUAAUGGCGUAUGGGAUUGUAGGAUUUAUUAAAUUUAAUGAAGGAUACUACAUUUCAUUAAUUACAAAGAGAAGCGCUGUUGCCUUAAUAGGAGGUCAUUAUAUUUAUCAUAUCGAUGAAACAAUUCUUAGACCCAUUGGUCCGCCUACGAAACCUGAAAAGAAUUCUGAUGAAUACAGUUAUACGUAUGAUAUUACACACACGUUACAGCAUAAUAUGACACAUCCACCAAAUCGUAAGAAUUUUUCAUACAACGAAAUGUUUGUUUGGAAUCAUUAUUUAUUAGAAACUGGAUUCAGAAGCUUAAAAAAUAAUUCGGACUGGAUUCUUCCGAUUAUACACGGAUUCGUGGAUCAGUCAAAAAUAUCAAUUUUUGGACGAAAUAUUUUCGUAACGUUGAUUGCACGAAGGUCUCGUUAUUUUGCCGGGGCUCGUUUCUUAAAACGUGGUGUUAAUGAUCAAGGGUAUGUUGCCAAUGAUGUAGAAACUGAGCAAAUCGUAUCGGAAAUGAGUACAACUUCUUUUCAUCGAUCCGGUCUCUAUGAUAACCCGUACUAUUCUUCCUAUGUUCAACAUCGUGGAUCGAUACCGUUAUUUUGGUCACAAGACGUAACAAACAUGUCUCCAAAACCGCCAAUAGCCAUAAACUUUCGAGAUCCCUUCUUUGCUGCUGCGGCAUUGCAUUUCGAUAAUAUGUUUAAACGAUAUGGAGCGCCCAUAAUUGUUUUGAAUUUGAUUAAGACAAAAGAAAAAAAUCCACGUGAGGGAAUUUUAGGAGAUGAAUUUUCAGAGACUAUGGCUUAUUUAAGUCAAUUCUUACCAGAUAAAUGUUUAAAGUAUAUCGCAUGGGAUAUGUCAAAAGCCAGAAAGGGUGACGAAGAUGUUGUAGACUUGAUGGAAGGUUUCGCUGAAGAAUAUUUGGCAGACACUGGAUUUUUCCAUAGUGGGCCAGAGGCAUGGAUAAAUGUUUUAAAAAGAGAAGAGAA